UUGGAGUGUUUUUGUAAGCACGCUGUCCGUGGUUUUGCUUGGGCUCUGCCACUCGCGCUUGCCCAGCUCAUGCUUUGCUUCAAUCGCUCUCGUUAGGGUCUGCAUGGCCCGUCUCCGCUUGCAUUUCGCUCCUUCCCUUCCUCUUGGUUGAAGUCUUCCAACCUCGAAUUUGAUCCUUUUUCUUUUUUUUCUUAUUUCUGUCCGCAAUGUUGUUGGACUCGUGAGUUUCUCUGGACGGAGUUGGUUCAGAUUGAUUUCAUAAUUUUCUGCUGUUGGAGAUCGCCAGCUUGCGCAAGCUUACAUCAGGAUUCAGGAGAUUAGGUUUUUGAGGCGAUUUUUUCUCUUUUUGAGGGUAAUUGGAUUGCAGUCACGAGGGUUCGGGUCUGCGGUCGACGAAAAUGGUGGCCAUGGAUCUGUUCCGAUCGGAGGAGAUGUCCCUCGUGCAGCUCAUCAUUCCGGCGGAAUCGGCUCAUGAUACUGUCAUCUACUUGGGAGAGCUUGGAUUGCUCCAGUUUAAAGAUUUGAAUCCUGACAAAAGCCCAUUUCAGCGAACUUAUGCUAAUCAGGUGAAGCGAUGUGGAGAGAUGGCAAGAAAGCUACGAUAUUUUCACGACCAAAUUGCUAAAGCUGGUCAAACACCUGCACAGAGACCCAUGGUAGACAAAAGUGUUGAUUUAGAUGAAUUAGAAAUAAAACUUACGGAACUUGAGGCUGAGUUGUUAGAGAUAAAUGCCAACACGGAUAAACUUCAACGCGCUCACAGUGAACUCGUGGAGUUUCAGUUGGUGCUUGACAAGGCUGGUGCCUUCUUCAGUUCCGCGAGGAAUACAGCAAGUACUGUGCAACAGCAAAGAGCAGAUGCUGAGAAUGAGUCUUCAAUAGAAGAAUCUAUUGAUCGACCACUUCUACAGGAACAGGAGAUGCAGACUGAGCCUUCGAAAGCAGCCAGGUUGGGCUUUAUCUCAGGUGUGGUUCCUAAGGCCAAAGCAGCUUCUUUUGAGCGCAUUCUUUUCCGAGCUACCCGAGGGAAUAUGUUUCUGAAACAAGCCCCAAUCGAAGGCACUACUAUAGAUCCAGCCACUGGUGAGGAGACAGAGAAAACGGUCUUUGUUGUGUUCUUUUCUGGAGAGCGUGCCAAAUCCAAGGUUGUCAAAAUCUGUGAGGCUUUUGGGGCCAAUCGCUAUCCCUUCCCUGAGGACCCAAACAAGCAGUGGCAGAUGAAGUCUGAGGUUGAAACAAGGUUGAGUGAGCUACAAAACACGCUUGAUGCUGGUAAUCACCACAGACACAAUAUUUUUAACAACAUCGGAUUCAACCUUGAACGGUGGACCAUUACGGUGAGACGAGAUAAGGCAGCCUAUCACACGCUCAAUAUGUUGAGCAUUGAUGUUACACGUAAGUGCCUGGUUGCUGAGGGCUGGUGCCCUGUCUCUGCGAAGCCCAAGAUACAAGAUGCUCUCCAAAGAGCCGCAUAUGACAGUAAUUCUCAAGUUAAUACGAUUUUUCGAGUUUUUCGUAUGAAGGAGUCUCCGCCCAGCUACUUUGAAACUAACAAGUUCACCAAUGCAUUUCAAGAGAUUGUGGAAGCUUAUGGUGUAGGACGAUAUCAGGAAGCAAACCCUGGAUGUUUUACUAUCAUAACAUUCCCCUUCCUGUUUGCGGUAAUGUUUGGUGAUUGGGGUCAUGGUAUUUGUCUAUUAUUGGGAGCGCUUUAUCUCGUGCUGAAUGAAAAGAAUCUCGGAAAGCAGAAACUCGGCGACAUCAUGGAGAUGGCGUAUGGAGGUCGUUAUGUAAUUCUUCUGAUGGCUAUUUUCUCUAUUUACACUGGUUUCAUAUAUAACGAGUUCUUCUCAGUUCCGUUCGGUUUUUUUGGGGGAUCUGCCUAUCGGUGUCCCGAUCCACAAUUUUCUAUUGAAAAUUGCCCGUCGGCUACUACUUCAGGAGUGGAGAAAUGGUCAUACGAGCCGUACGCAUUUGGGGUGGAUCCUAUCUGGCAUGGGUCCCGUUCAGAGCUUCCUUUCACCAACUCAUUGAAGAUGAAGAUGUCAAUUCUGUUAGGGAUUUCUCAGAUGAACUUGGGCAUUCUAUUAAGUUACUUCAAUGCCAAAUACUUUUGCAGUGCUCUUGAUGUUUGGUAUCAGUUUAUUCCACAGCUGUUGUUCCUCAAUGCGCUCUUUGGGUAUCUUUCAUUCCUUAUCGUUCUGAAGUGGUGCCAAGGGAGCAAGCCCGAUCUUUACCAUGUCAUGAUUUACAUGUUCCUCAGUCCCACUGAGGAUCUUGGAGAGAACCAGCUCUUCUCAGGUCAAACUUAUGUUCAGAUUAUCCUGCUAUUAAUUGCCCUGGUUGCUGUCCCCUGGAUGCUGUUCCCGAAACCCUUGAUUUUGCGAAACCAGCAUAUCCAGAAAAUGAGGGGUGCAACUUAUGGAGCUUUGAGGCGGUCCGAUUCCUCUGCAUCUGAGGCAGAGGUAGAUAGUGAUCAUGACGAAGAAGAAUUUGAGUUUAGUGAAGUACUUGUGCACCAAAUGAUUCACACCAUUGAGUUUGUGUUGGGUGCGGUGUCCAACACUGCGUCCUAUCUGCGACUCUGGGCACUCAGCCUUGCUCAUGCACAACUUUCUGCGGUGUUCUAUGAACGAGUCCUCAUGUUUGCCUGGGGGUACUCAAACCCAGUUAUCAGGCUUAUUGGUUUGAUUGUAUUUACAUUUGUAACUUUUGGUGUACUGCUGCUCAUGGAAACACUCAGUGCCUUCCUUCAUGCUCUGCGUCUUCACUGGGUGGAGUUUCAGAAUAAGUUUUACCAAGGCGAUGGUUAUAAAUUUAAGCCAUUUGCGUUCAAUAGUCUUUCAGAGGAGGAUGAUAUGUAGUGUGCAGCCUACAGGCAACCAGAUUUUUGUUAACUAGUUGAAUUUAAAGUUAUUCUAUAAGUUUUGUGUUCCUCAAAAAUUCGGUACAUUAAAUUCCAGAAGUUCACGUGAUACUUGUGUAUUAAGCUUCUGAAUAGUUCCAUACAUGUUCGAGAUAAGUAAAAGUCACGCGCAUUUUGAUACAA
This is a messenger RNA of Physcomitrium patens, 3049 nucleotides long. RefSeq names its product V-type proton ATPase subunit a2. NCBI's taxonomy places the organism in Eukaryota, Viridiplantae, Streptophyta, Bryopsida, Funariales, Funariaceae. The record is from RefSeq and is a predicted model, not a curated record. Gene Ontology annotation, biological process: vacuolar acidification; proton transmembrane transport. Gene Ontology annotation, molecular function: ATPase binding; proton-transporting ATPase activity, rotational mechanism. Gene Ontology annotation, cellular component: vacuolar proton-transporting V-type ATPase complex; vacuolar proton-transporting V-type ATPase, V0 domain.